Tarenaya hassleriana is the source of this 1620-nucleotide messenger RNA. Its product is annotated as methionine gamma-lyase. Lineage: Eukaryota; Viridiplantae; Streptophyta; Magnoliopsida; Brassicales; Cleomaceae. The transcript has 4 exons. Gene Ontology annotation, biological process: transsulfuration. Gene Ontology annotation, molecular function: carbon-sulfur lyase activity; pyridoxal phosphate binding. The coding region runs from base 117 to 1433 and encodes 438 amino acids. The record is from RefSeq and is a predicted model, not a curated record. Gene Ontology annotation, cellular component: cytoplasm.
UCCUCCUCGCGUUUUACCACACACCCCAACCAACGCACCAACAAACAAGAGAGGCUCUAUCCAGGAAUAACCACAAACCCGCUCCCAAACACUCUCCUUUUCGAUUGACAAAGACCAUGGCCGAGAUCAAGAGCCACGGACUCGUCUUCGCCGGCAAGAAGCGAGGCGACCGCGACGAUGACGUCGACGGAGUCGUGGCGGCGAAGAAGCCGGCGGCGUGGGAGGACCCGGCGGCGGCGUUGGCGAGCAUCCGGCACGAAUUCGGCGAGCACGGCGGAGUGAACAUGUCGAUAGAGGCAUCGGCCACUUUCACGGUGAUGGAGCCGGAGACGAUGCGGCGGAUGUUCACCGGAGAAAUCGGACCUGACAACGACUUUUACAUCUACAGCCGCCACUUCAACCCCACCGUCCUCGCUCUCAGUCGCCAGAUGGCCGCUCUCGAAGGCACCGAAGCCGCCUAUUGCACCGCAAGUGGGAUGUCGGCGAUAUCAUCGGUGAUGCUUCAGCUAUGCAGCAGCGGCGACCACGUGGUGGCGUCGACGACGCUGUACGGUGGAACCCACGCGCUCUUCACCCACUUCCUGCCGAGGUGCUGCAACAUAACCACCACCUUCGUCGACAUCACCGACCACGCCGCCGUCGCAGACGCCAUGGUCGGGGGCCGUACGAAGGUGCUGUACUUCGAGUCGAUGGCUAACCCCACGCUCACGGUGGCCGACAUACCCGGGCUGAGCCGGCUCGCCCACGAGAAGGGCGUCACCGUCGUCGUCGACAACACUUUCUCUCCGAUGGUGCUUUCUCCGGCGAAACUCGGCGCCGACGUCGUCGUGCACAGUAUCUCCAAGUUCAUCAGCGGUGGGGCCGACAUCAUCGCAGGGGCCGUGUGUGGGCCGGUGAAGCUGGUGAAGGCAUUGAUGGAUCUGCUCCAGGGGUCGCUGAUGCUACUGGGUCCCACUAUGAACGCCAAGGUGGCGUUUGAGCUGUCGGAGAGAAUCCCUCAUCUGGGCCUCCGUAUGAAGGAGCACUGCCGUAGGGCACAGGUAUAUGCGGAGAGGAUGGAGGGGAUGGGAAUAAAAGUGAUAUACCCGGGGCUGAAGAGCCACCCGCAGCACGAGCUUCUGAGAUCGAUGGCCAACAGAGAGUACGGGUUCGGAGGGCUGCUGAGCAUAGACAUGGGGACGGAGGAGAGGGCCAACAAGCUCAUGACUUAUCUCCAAAACGGCACGCAGUUCGGGCUCAUGGCGGUGAGCUUGGGUUACAGCGAGACACUGAUGUCGUGCUCGGGCAGCAGCACGAGCAGCGAGCUGAACGCGGAGGAGAAGGAGAAGGCGGGCAUCUCCCCUGGCCUGGUCAGGAUGUCCGUCGGCUACUUGGGCACUCUGGAGCAGAAAUGGUCUCUCUUCGAGCGUGCUUUCUCUAGACUGCAUGCGUGACUGAUCAUCAUCCCUUUCCUUCUUUCCAUAUGUUUAUAUAUAUAUAUAUGUCAUGCACUCUUUACGUUUCCCGUUAAGAAAACGUCUUAUUUGCUUUCAUUCUUCACACGCCAUUACUUGCACACUAUUAAAACAAUCUUUCUACUGGAGAGAUAUCAAUACAAAUACAAAUAGGGCUUUUACAGCA